GAAUUUCUUUUAUCUCUAUUUUAUGUGAAAAUUUUUCAUUUUUCUCUUCCUUCUUUUUGUGCCACAUUCAAGCAAGAGAAAAGUUAUUCUUUUUGGCAGUUGAUUCAAAGCCGCAAAGAUCAAUUGCUACAAAAGCCGGUUAACGGGGGUGUAAUGGCAGAUGAAAUAACGACCACGGUUUGCACUAGCAUAGAGGAGAAGCUGCAAGCACUUACUUCAACAUUUUCGGAGCAUACCAUUUUUAGAGUGCCUCGCCAACUAUAUGAGGUGAAUGAAAAAGCCUAUGAACCAGAAAUCAUCGCAAUUGGUCCUUAUCAUCGUGGCAAAAAUCACUUGAAGAUGAUGGAAGUGCACAAGGUUCGGUUCUUAGGAAUGCUUCUAGCCCGAACAAAUGGGCAUCCUGCCGAACUAUUUGUAGCAGCACUGAGAGGUAUGGUUGAAAAAGCCCGUAACUGUUAUUCAGAAUCUUCAAGUGUUAGCACAAAAGACUUCCUAGAAAUGUUGGUGCUUGAUGGAUGCUUUAUUGUUGAGUUUAUUCACCAAUUACUUGAUCGUAACAUGGAUGAGUAUGUCUUUAGAUUGGAGCCAACUUUUCCCGGGAUUUUGCAUGAUUUGAUUCUAUUUGAGAACCAACUUCCUUUCUUUGUGCUUUGGGAGCUGUUUGGUAUAAUGAGGGCAUAUGAGAGAAAAAAUUAUGUUCAGCUUCUUCUACGACUCUUCCGUAGCGAGAUACCGGGACUAAGAGUUGAUGUUGCCUAUGACAACACUUCAAUUGAAAGUGUCAAGCAUUUACUAGACUUGGUACAUUGGAAUUGGCUUCCUUCAAGAGAAGGAAGGAAGGAUGACUCGCGAGCAUCAAAAGAUGGCAAUUGGCCACUGAUACGUUCUGCUACAGAGCUUAAAGAGGCUGGAAUUCGGUUCAAGAAGGGUAAAGGAAAUAGCUUCUUUGACAUAAUGUUUAGAAAUGGGGUACUCGAGAUUCCUAUGAUAAAAGUUACAGAUACCACAGAGCGUUUGUAUCGCAAUGUCAUUGUCUGUGAACAAUUUGAGAAAGAAAUUCCAAAAUACUUCACUGAAUUUACCUUGUUUAUGGAUUGCCUGAUUAAUUCAGGGAAAGAUGUGGAGUUACUUUGUCACUGUGGAAUAAUUGAAAAUAUGUUAGGCAAUGAUGAGGCUGUUGCGACCGUGUUUAAUAGGAUCGGAGAUAAUGUCAUUGUCGGCGUCUCCAGCGAAUUCUAUGCCCGGUUAUGUCAUGAUGUCAAUGAGCAUUACAAUGCACUUUGGAACAAAAGGAUGGCAAGCUUAAGGCACAACUAUUUCAACACUCCAUGGGCGCUCAUCUCCUUUCUUGCUGCAGCUUUCUUGCUUCUGCUUACCCUGCUUCAAACGACAUUUACCAUUUUUCCUAGACAUUAAUCUUUGAUGUAGAGUUAGUGAUAACAAAAUUUGUCAUUUGUUUAAAAGUUAAGAUUGACUUCUACGCAACUUUUAUAUGUAUUAUUUAUACAAAAUCUUAAUAAUUUCAACUCUUAACU
Rubroshorea leprosula is the source of this 1535-nucleotide messenger RNA. Lineage: Eukaryota; Viridiplantae; Streptophyta; Magnoliopsida; Malvales; Dipterocarpaceae. The record is from the annotation of a GenBank genome assembly.